AUGGCCGCCGCCGAUGUUGAUGCUUAUGCGGGCCCGCUCGCCCAAUUCUUCGCCCACGGUUUGCGCUCUCCCAUCCUCCGUCGGCCGGGUGAGGAAGGUCUCCAGUAUGAGGAGGUCUGGUUCCCAUCUCUGGAUGGCGUGGUUCUCGAAGGCUGGCUCAUUCCUGCCAAGGGCUCCAACAAGUUGAUCAUCGCCAACCUACCCGGGCCACCUCCCCGGGACAACAAGGCCCUGCACGAUGCGGGCUACAACGUCCUGUGCUACGACCUGCGCAACCAUGGGCGGAGCGGCGCCGGCUCCGGUGGGAUCGUUGGCAUUGGACUGUUCGAGACCCGGGAUGUCGUGGGCUCGAUCCAGUACGCCCGCUCGCGUCCGGAUACCGCCCACAUGGAGAUCGGUCUCCUGGGUCGGUGCCUGGGCGCCAACUCCACGAGCGUUGCGUUCGACAAAUUCCCCGGGUAUUUAAAGGAUGUCAAGGCGCUCAUUGUUCUGCAGCCGGUUUUUAGCCGGGUCUUUGUGGAGGUUGGCACCAAGAACGCGGGCCUGGAUCCCAAGGCAGCCGCCGAGGCCUUCGAGACCAAGAUCUUCCAUAUGACUGGGCUUCAAAUCGACGAGCUGACCCCGAUUCCAUACACGAAGGCUGUCACAGUGCCAACCUUGGUGGCUCAAGUCCACCGGGAUGUGUGUGUUGUCCCUGAUGACGUUCAAGCGAUCUAUGACGGCAUUGGGGCUCGUGAGAAGGAGCUGUUCUGGAUUGAAGGGACUACCAGGCGUUUCGAUGGCUACAACUAUUUUGGUGAACACCCGGAGAGAAUGCUGCAAUGGUUCAACAAGUACAUGUCGUGA
This is a messenger RNA of Aspergillus brunneoviolaceus CBS 621.78, 846 nucleotides long. RefSeq names its product alpha/beta hydrolase. NCBI's taxonomy places the organism in Eukaryota, Fungi, Ascomycota, Eurotiomycetes, Eurotiales, Aspergillaceae. The transcript has 3 exons. The record is from RefSeq and is a predicted model, not a curated record. Bases 1 to 846 code for a protein of 281 amino acids.